AUGACAAUCCACGAGUGCCAUCUCAAUCCCUACGCUGCCCGGCGCAUACUCUGGGCUGGUGAUCGCGCCCAUAUCCCCCUCCAACCUCUCUGCUGUACCUAUUCACAAGCCGCCGAUCUCAUCGCCGACAACAUAGCCAAUGCUCUGCAUGGCCCCACUGGCCAGCCGCUCCACGACCCCUUCUACAAAAUCAAGGAAAACUGGAGACGCUCCAACCUCUCUGAUCUCGCGGCCGUCAUCAAAAACCCCUGGUUAAAAGGUAAGAAAGAACAAGAUCUUCUCGAUCUCUAUUUUUCCUAUUUCAACGCUAUGAUUUUUGGAGGCGCGCUUAAUACCAUGAGAUGUGUGAUGAAGCUCGAAGAGCCGAAUGCGGAACAAAAGGCGAGAAAUGUGUUGGGCACGACGGUUGAUAAGAGAGGAGAAAAGACUACCACGAGACAUAAUGUUCGUUGUUAUAUUAGUGUAUUUGUAAGGUCUCCGCCUCCUGAAAAUGAAGAGGAGAGUAAGAUCUUGUUGGAGAAUUAUCUGGGCACUAUGUUGCAUGAAAUGGUUCAUGCUUUUUUUAGCAUCUAUGUGUGUAAAUGCAAUACGAGCUGUAGGAGAAAGGUUCUGGAAUUUGAAGAAUCGGGGAUGACGGGACAUGGGAUGCAAUGGCAACGAGCGGCGAGGAGUGUUGAAAGUUUUGCUAGACAGGGGUUGAGAUUGGAUGUUCGGUUAGGGAGGGAGGAAGCAUUGGGAUUGGAAUUGGUGAUUGCGGAUAAAGAAAUUUGGUAUGUGGAUUUGGAGAAGAUGGGGAUGGAUAGGGAGGUUGUGGAUCGGGAGAUGGAUUGGUUUGCGCAUGUAUUUAUGGAGGAGUUGGAGGAAAGGAAGAUGAUUGAGAAGGAAAAGGAAGAUCGAUUGGAGAAAUUAGAACUUGAAAGAGUGGAAAGAGAAGAGGAGGAAGAACUCGCAAAGGAAGAAUGGGAAAGAGAAAGACCUGAACGCGAAGCGAAGGAAAGACAAUUGCUAAAGAAUCAUAGAGCACGUAUUCAUGAGAGUUUACGAGGAAUGAGCAGCAGAGCGAAUGGGAAGAUCUUCAAGAGGAUCACGAAUCCCGUGCGCAAACACCUUGCUACUUCGACGAGUCGACUAGAUGGUGAAGAUGCGACUGCGUCUUCACAAUCCUCUCUUCCUAAUUUUUUACUCGCCCGAAGAACGCAUUUCGCGACUGAAAAUGUAAGAAUCAGCCCAGCUACUAAUAAAUACCUCCAGAACCUGAAAUCAAGACAUGCAUAUCCGUACAUACAGAAAACGGUCAAUCCUAAUAUUCCUAGUAUAAAUGCAAAAUAUAAGAUAGGGAUGGAGGUAAGCAAACCUACUUACGAGAACAGAGAAAGGAACACAAAGAAAAUGGAGAGAAGCGGAAUGGCUCCUGUGAAGAUUCUAGAUCUGGAGAAUUUUUGGAAUUUGCAUGAGUGUGCGGAGGAGGUUUAUAGGGUGCGGUAUUAUUAG
This is a messenger RNA of Botrytis byssoidea, 1491 nucleotides long. RefSeq lists its product as uncharacterized. The record is from RefSeq and is a predicted model, not a curated record. Bases 1 to 1491 code for a protein of 496 amino acids. Lineage: Eukaryota; Fungi; Ascomycota; Leotiomycetes; Helotiales; Sclerotiniaceae. The transcript has a single exon.